Molecule: messenger RNA, 501 nt
Organism: Fraxinus pennsylvanica
Lineage: Eukaryota; Viridiplantae; Streptophyta; Magnoliopsida; Lamiales; Oleaceae
Source: the annotation of a GenBank genome assembly
AUGAAGGAUGACAUUCAGAUAUGGAAUCUUGCUGCUAAUGGUCAAUUUUCUUUGGCUUUGGCUUAUUUGGCCCUUUUGGACCUGAGUUCUAGCAAUGCUCAUGGUUAUUGGGAUAUGAUGGUUUCUCGAAGCCUAAAAUCAUCCUCCAUGCAGUUCAUGCUUGUGUGGCAGCCUUUGAUACUCUUGCUAAAGUUGGGGAGAGCUUUUCGCAGAAAUUCUCUUUCAGCUACUGCAGGAGGUGUCUUUUGCAGUCAGAAUGGAGUUUGGUUGGGAGGAUUUUCGGUCAAGCUGGGCCAUUGUAAUGCUUUUAGAGCUGAACUUUGGGGUAUUUACACUGUUCAAAUUCUUCAUGUUUACGGGGAAGCUAAUGCUUUUGCUGAUCAUAUGGCCAACUUGGCUUUUGAUCAGAUAGAUCGUUUCAUUUGGUACGAUGGUCCCCCAUCAAAUGCAAGUCUUCUUCUAAAACCUCUACAAUAUCCUCGACGAGCAGGUGCCUACUAA